Jaminaea rosea is the source of this 1799-nucleotide messenger RNA. RefSeq lists its product as hypothetical. The record is from RefSeq and is a predicted model, not a curated record. The transcript has a single exon. The coding region runs from base 187 to 1512 and encodes 441 amino acids. Lineage: Eukaryota; Fungi; Basidiomycota; Exobasidiomycetes; Microstromatales.
CUGACGGGCCGACGGCUCGGGAGUCGACGCGCUCGACGGUCCGCGCCACUUCCGCCUGGGCAAGACGUCGCUCUUUCUUUGUCACCACUCUUUGCAUUUCGUUCCUUCCUCUGCAACACACUCCCACACCUCGUGUGCCACGUCUCAGCACUUUGCUGCCUUCCUCACCCGCACUGGGUCGCAUCGAUGAUUAACAAGCAUCGACGCAGGAGCAGCUCGCCCGUCCUAGUGGCGCGUAGCAUCAAGCAAGCAAAGGGCGACACAAACUCAGCUACCAGGUUCUGGCAUCUGCCAGAGGAGCUGAGGUCUUCCAUCCUCCAGUUGGCAUGCAGCGCUCCUUCUCCGUCCUCUUCUCCGUACCACCAGCACAGCGCGGCUGCCUCCACGCCAUCUCGGCCAACGAAUCUUCCGUCUGCAGCAUCGCACACAAGCUGGCACACCAAUCUCGAGGUCGGCACCGUGGCCAAACUUGCGCUCGUGUCUAAGCACUUCAACGCAUCUUUGACUCCUCUCCUCUACACGCACGUCAAGCUCGACACUCCUAGUCUGCUCUUUGGCUUCUAUGCAGCGUUGAGACUGCGUCCUGACCGCGGCGAGCUGGUGAAAAGCCUGCAUAUAGGCCCACGCGGCAAGAUGGACGAAACGUAUUGGCCGCUUCCCUUCACGUGGGUGGACGAGGAGACGGAAGAGGAGCUCGAUGAUGACGUCCUGACGAUCGCGACAUCGCUGCCGCAGCGUCUUCUUCCGGAAUGCUGUUUUCCGGGCCGUGCAUUCCCUUGCGAUCUCAGGAAGAUUCGUGAUUGCCAGACUUGCUCAGUGGCUCGGGCGCUUCAGGCCGCUAUCGAGGCUAUCAAUGUCGACAGAGAUAGGCAUUUCUGCGACUUGCAAGGCACAGCCUUAGACAUCGCCGAGUGGACCAUUCGAAUCUUCCAGCUGCAAGAAGCACUCGACCUUUACCUCAUCGAAAUGAAACGACUGGACGAGACGAGAGGGUACAAGCUACGCUAUUGGGAUUUUGAGUCGCCUAAGCCCAGGCUGCCGUCAAAGUGUCGCGCUGGCGUUUGUGGUCAUUACCCUCGCCUCGAGGUCGAAAAGCAGCCGAUCAAGACUACACCGGCUCCUGUUAAGUCGAAGAAGCCCAAGAGUUGCGAAGAGGAAGACCAGAUGAGGAGCGAAGCUUGGAACACAGGCCAUCACACGGAGAUGCCGACUCUGCCUCCCAUCGAGACGGCGACGACCAUCAGCAAGGACGGCGUCUUGGACCUCACCCUCGUACAACUCGAUCGUCCUUUGAGGAGAUCCGGAGAUAUUGGGGACCACUUCGAUCAUCCUCUUUUCUACGCUCGUGCGGGCAUGAAAAAGCUCGCUAUGAACGACGAUCAACCUGGCGUCAUCUCGGACCAUGACAGCAGUUACUAUGAGGAGUUUUACCCUGAGUCGAUCUUCUAUGAGUACUUCUGCAGGAUCUGUCGAGACUACCAUGAGUACGAGCCGCCGGAGCAGGCGGAAUGAGACUAUGGUAACUCAGGCAUUGAGCAGGACCGUAAUGUACUGCCUGGGCCGUCAGGGCUGGCGCUGGCUAGCGAUGGAAGCAAGGUACCCAACCCGGCCGUUUUCCCAGGACUGCUCGCUGCCUGUCGUGCUGUCCUCGAAAGGACGCCGCAAAUUUCCACGUUAUCCCUUACAGGGUUUCUUGCACGCCCCAUCAAGCGGAAUAGCCCCCUUCUAGGAGCUCUACGCUGCCUCUCCCUCGGACCCCUGACACCUUCUUACAGCGAUGUAGUAUCAGAUCUGUCCUG